ACCCUAUCUUAAAACCCUACAAAACCCCUAAUUGGUAAAACCCUAAUCUCUCUCUCUCUCUCUCUCCUUCACACUGAAAAACACACACUGUGUGUGAAAAUGCCGCUAGGCGAAAGAGCCGGCGACAAAAGCGACUCCAGAUACUGCGGCGUCGAGACUGAAUUCAACGAUGACAUUCCUCAGCUCCUCUCACUCAACAUUAACGGCGGUUUCGAUUUCGUCGUCGCCACUCUGAUGGAUCCUGCUUACAGGCCUAGCUUAAAGAGUGACGAGGGUAAUAAGUCUUGUGGCGUUCUUCCUUUUGCGGGAUCUGACUUAGUUUUAAGUCCUUCUCAGUGGAGCAGUCAUGUCGUUGGCAGGAUUAGCUUGUGGAUAGACUUGGACUCCGAAGAUGAGUUACUGAGAAGAGACUCUGAAACAUGUUUAAAGCAAGAAAUAGCUUGGGCUGCACAUCUCUCGUUACAGGCAUGCCUUCUUCCGUCCCCCAAGGGAACAUCAUGUGGUAAUUAUGCUAGAGUUGUGAAUCAAAUUCUACAGAGUGUAAAUAAUAUGCAGUUGUGGCUCAGGAUUCCACUGCAGAAGUCAGAUGAGGAUACAGUAAAUGAGACUGGUGAUCUUGGGAGGGAACAGAUGGACUCUUGGGAAUUGUGGAAUUCGUUCCGCAAUCUAUGUGAACAUCAUAGUCAGUUAUCAAUUGCACUUGAUAUUUUGCCUUCACUACCUUCAGCAAAUUCAAUCGGGCGUUGGUUUGGAGAGCCCGUUAGAGCAGCCAUCAUCCAUACAAAUUCUUUCCUGACCAAUGCAAAGGGUUAUCCAUGUCUUUCUAAGCGUCACCAGAAGCUAAUGAGUGGUUUCUUUAAUCACUCAAUUCAGAUAGUGAUUUCUGGAAACCAAGAUAUAAAUAAUUCUUUGAGAAGUACGGAGGCGGGUCCUAAUAAUAAUAACAAUCGGAUUGAGAGUGUUCAGAGGCACCCCCUUAGACCCUACUUGGACUAUGUUGGUUAUUUGUAUCAGAGAAUGGAUGUUCUUUCUGAGCAAGAGCGAUUUGAGCUUGGAUACAGAGAUUUUCUACAGUCUCCCCUGCAACCUCUUAUGGACAACCUUGAGGCCCAAACUUAUGAAACAUUUGAGAAGGACACAAUGAAGUACAUCCAGUACCAAAGAGCAAUUUGUAAAGCCCUGCAGGACAGAGUACCUGAUGAAGCUUCAUCUACAGUGACAACUAUAUUGAUGGUUGUAGGGGCUGGAAGAGGACCUCUUGUCAGAGCAUCGCUACAGGCGGCUGAAGAAACUGGGCGUAAAUUAAAAGUUUAUGCUGUAGAGAAAAAUCCAAAUGCCGUUGUUACACUCCAUAGCUUGGUGAAAUUAGAAGGUUGGGAGAAGAUUGUUACAAUUGUUUCCAGUGACAUGCGUUGCUGGGAGGCUCCCGAGAAAGCAGACAUCUUGGUCAGUGAAUUACUAGGAUCUUUUGGUGACAAUGAGCUGUCACCUGAAUGUCUGGAUGGUGCUCAAAGAUUUCUGAAGGAAGACGGGAUAUCGAUUCCAUCAUCGUAUACAAGUUAUAUUCAACCGGUUACUGCAUCAAAGUUAUAUGCUGACAUUAAGUCACAUAAAGAUCUUGUGCACUUUGAAACUAUAUAUGUUGUUAAGAUACAUCGUGUAGCAAGGCUUGCUCCCUCCCAACCGGUCUUUACAUUUGUACAUCCGGAGUACUCGAUCAACAAUAGCAAUCAGCGGUACAAGAAGCUUCAGUUUGAAUUACCCAAUGACACUGGGUCGGCUUUAGUUCAUGGAUUUGCUGGUUAUUUUGAUGCAACACUCUACAAAGAUGUCCAUCUUGGAAUGGAACCAUUGACAGCGACUCCUAACAUGUUCAGCUGGUUUCCCGCAUUUAUCCCAUUGAGGACUCCUGUAUGCAUACGACCUGGGCUUCCAUUAGAAUUUCAUAUUUGGCGGUGCUGUGGUCCUACAAAGGUUUGGUACGAGUGGUGUGUGGCCUCUCCUACAGCAUCUCCUGUACACAACACCAAUGGCCGCUCAUACUGGGUUGGUCUCUAAGACUCCAACAUAUGUUGAUGAAUAGGAAAAGUAUCAUCAGUUCUUAUAUUCAUAUCCAGUAGAGCGCUUCAUUUUCAGCAUCUUCUGAAGGGAAAACUUGGCUAAAAAUCUGGAAACCGAGAAAAUUAUACCAUGAAUUUCAGUCUGCUUCACAACCAUUUGUUGAAGAUUAGGAUUGUUGUACUGUGCCGAUCCAAAUAUGCAAUGAUAGCUUCAAAUUGUAUCAUAUUCUUGUUUGUUUCCUUUAGUGGAAUCAACUACAAGUAAAGGAAUCUCAUAUCAGCGAGUUACAAGUAUUGUCAGUUUCUAUUGAA
Daucus carota subsp. sativus is the source of this 2372-nucleotide messenger RNA. Its product is annotated as protein arginine N-methyltransferase 1.5. Gene Ontology annotation, biological process: peptidyl-arginine N-methylation; regulation of DNA-templated transcription. The record is from RefSeq and is a predicted model, not a curated record. Gene Ontology annotation, cellular component: cytosol; nucleus. The transcript has 23 exons. Bases 100 to 2058 code for a protein of 652 amino acids. Lineage: Eukaryota; Viridiplantae; Streptophyta; Magnoliopsida; Apiales; Apiaceae.